Delphinapterus leucas (beluga whale) is the source of this 1794-nucleotide messenger RNA. RefSeq names its product cytochrome P450 3A29-like. NCBI's taxonomy places the organism in Eukaryota, Metazoa, Chordata, Mammalia, Artiodactyla, Monodontidae. The record is from RefSeq and is a predicted model, not a curated record. Gene Ontology annotation, biological process: oxidative demethylation; steroid metabolic process. Gene Ontology annotation, molecular function: oxidoreductase activity, acting on paired donors, with incorporation or reduction of molecular oxygen, reduced flavin or flavoprotein as one donor, and incorporation of one atom of oxygen; iron ion binding; testosterone 6-beta-hydroxylase activity.
GAACUUAUUCACAUGGACUUUUUAAGAAGCUGGGGAUUCCUGGGCCAACACCUCUGCCUUAUUUUGGAAAUAUUCUGUCCUACCAAAAGGGUAUUUGGGAUUUUGACAAUAAAUGUUUUAAAAAGUAUGGGAAAACGUGGGGGUUUUUUGAUGGUCGACAGCCUGUGUUGGCUAUCACAGAUCUAGACAUGAUCAAAACAGUGCUAGUGAAAGAAUGUUAUUCUGUCUUCACAAACCGGCGGACGUUUGGUCCAGUGGGAGUUAUGAAAAAUGCCAUCUCACUGGCUGAGGAUGAACAAUGGAAGAAAAUACGAUCAUUGCUGUGUCCAACCUUCACCAGUGGAAAGCUCAAGCAGAUGUUCCCCAUCAUUAGCACGUAUGGAGAUGUGUUGGUGAGGAACCUGAGAAAGGAAGCAGAGAAAGGCAAGCCCAUCACCGUGAAAGACUUCUUUGGGGCCUACAGCAUGGAUGUGAUUACUGGCACAGCAUUUGGAGUGAACAUUGAUUCCCUCAGCAACCCACACGAUCCCUUUGUGGAAUAUACUAAGAAGCUCUUGAGAUUUGAUUUCCUUGAUCCACUCCUUAUCUUUUCAGCACUUUUUCCGUUCCUUCGUCCAGUCUUUGAAAUAUUAAAUCUCUCUGUGUUUCCAAAAAAUGCUGUGAAUUUUAUCACAAAAUCUAUAAAAAGGAUGAAAGAAAGUCGCCUCAAAGAUAAAGAAACGCACCGAGUGGAUCUUCUUCAGCUGAUGAUUAACUCUCAGAAUUCCAAAGAUGUGGACACCCGUAAAGCUCUGUCUGACCCAGAAAUGGUGGCCCAAGGUAUUAUCUUUAUUUUUGGUGGCUAUGAGCCCACUGCUGAGGCUCUUUCCUUCCUUUUCUAUGAAUUGGCCACUCACCCUGACAUCCAGCAGAAGCUGCGGGAAGAGAUUGAUGCAGCUCUCCCCAGUAAGGCACCUCCCACCUAUGAGUCCCUAGAACAGAUGGAAUAUCUUGACAUGGUGUUGAAUGAAUCUCUCAGAUUAUUCCCACUUACUGCUAGACUUGAGAGAGUCUGUAAGAAAGAUGUGGAAGUCCAUGGGGUGUUGAUUCCCAAAGGGACAGUGGUGAUGGUGCCACUCUUCACUAUUCACAGAGAUCCGGAACACUGGCCAGAGCCUGAGGAGUUCCGUCCUGAAAGGUUCAGUAAGGAGAACAAGGAGAGCAGAAAUCCUUACACAUACAUGCCUUUUGGAAGUGGACCCCGAAACUGCAUUGGUAUGAGACUUGGUAUCAUGAACGUGAAACUUGCUGUUGUCAAAGUCCUGCAGAACUUCUCCUUCAAACCUUGCAAAGAAACACAGAUGCACCUGAAAUUAAGGCGUCAGGUACUUCUUCAACUAGAAGAACCCAUUAUUCUAAUGGUUGAGCCCAGAGAUGGGACCUUAACUGGAGCCUGACUUUCCCUAAGGACUUGCGCUUUGUUCUUCAAGGAAGCUGCGUCCCAGGACAACAGAGGCCUUGAUUUACUUUGUGAUAAAACACAGAAAUGAAGAUGCGAUUCACCUACUGCGAUUGAUGGAUGACUAGAGAUUCUGCACAUUCAUUUAGCUUUCUCACUGUCUACGUGGAGUGUUAUAUAUUGUGUCAUAUAAAAGAGGUGAUUAAUAAGUGCAAACUCAGCUUAUCUGGUUCUCACAGAACUAUCUCCACCCCACCACACCCCACUUAGGACCAUCUACUCCUCCUGAGCACUGAUCAGAAUGAAAAUUUCUCACAAGCUCUAAUGAAAAUAAGAAUGAUAGUGAUGACUGAAGU